ACGAAGGUAAAAAAAAGCAUCGUCACCGCGGACCUACGAACGGACGUACGGACGUCGCGCUGCAUGCUGGGAUACCUUGUUCGCCAUUCAAGAUGGCGGCCAAAAUCGCAGGAAAUCUGGAAGGUUGCAACGUUUCCAUAAUCGUUCAGCAGCUGCAGGGGGCGUAUGAGCGAGGGCAGCUGAAGAAUGCCCUGUACCAGUACUGGGCACAGCAGGUGCCCAAAAUAUUCUUCACUUCAGCAGAGGUGGCCAUCAGCACACAGAGGACACCUGAUGCUGUCCAGGCAGAGGAAAAACUUUCAAGGGAUGUACUGUUUGAGCCGCUGGAGUGGUUCCUGUGUGGAGGGAACCCAGCCGCAGUGUUUCAGCAGCUUCAGUCCCUCAACAACCCUCCCCAGCUAUGUGGGAAGGUCUUCAAAGUGGGAGAGCCAACAUACUCCUGCAGUCUGGAGGUGGUGGGUACUGUGACUGUGGUGAUGUGGAGGCAUGGAAGCAGGAUCCCUGGUGUGACAUCCACAAACAGGGACUUGGACAACAGAGUCAGAACCCGAUAGAAAAGCUUCCCCCAGACGUUGCUGCCCGUGCCUGGGAGGUACUGAAGAUUGCCCUGCAGUAUGCUGUGGACAUGCUGCUGUGGGAGCAGAUGGGCGGACUACCCCAGGACCUGGAACCUAGUGUUUCCCAGAAUACAUACGUGACAAUGCUGUUCAAUGAUGAGAUCCACACUUAUGAACAGGUCAUCAAUGCCUUGACAAAAGCCAUAAAUUGCGAGUCGAAGGAAGCAGUCGAGUUUGCCACUGUGGUGGACAGAGAGGGGAGAAGCUCCGUCAGAUAUGGCAACCGAAAAAGCUGUGACGAGGCCCGCACUGUCAUUCAGAAGAGCACAUCAUCAGUGCGCUCCAAGCCCCUGAAGGUGGAGGUGAUGCACACGUCUGUGUGUGCACAUCAGGCAUUCGCACAAAAAGUGCUGAAUUGGCUGGGGCAAGUCGUCAACCAUUCAGAUGGCCUGAGACAUAUCCUGUGCACCACUGCGCUGCAGCAGCCCCCUACAGGAGACCCCUGUGUGGUAGAGAGGCUCAUGUUGGCAGACACUGCACUGUGGAAGACUGCUCGAGUCCAGUGUCACCAGAUCAUGAUGGGCAGUCUUCUUAUGGAUCAGGAGAGCAAGAAGCAGUUUUCUGUCCUGUACACAAGGAACUACCCCCAGGUCCAGAAGGACUUCAUGGCUGAUGACCAUGACCACGGUGUGUCCAUCAUAUCCCUGUCUGUCCAGAUCUUCACUGUCCCCACUCUGGCUCGAUACCUGAUCAUGGAGCAUGACUUACUGGCCAUAGUGAUCCGUACGUUCCUGGACCAGUGUGCCAGCUGUAGACACGGCAGGUACCUGCUGGACAGGGAGAAGCUACAGAAGAACUUCAGGAGGCUGCAGUUCCCACUGUUGGACCUCAAGUAUGUGCUGUCCAUGGUACCAGACCAGUGGAAUGACCAGUUGAAGAGAAAGUUCUUGAAUGGUUUCAAGAUAAUGGUGGAACUGCUGACCUCGAUGCAGGGCAUGGACUCUGUGACUCGGCAGGUGGGGCAGCACAUAGAGAUGGAGCCUGAGUGGGAGUCAGCCUUCAACCUGCAGAUCAAAUUGGCCCCUGCUGUAGCCAUGAUGGCCGGCUGGUGUGCCACAGAUAAAAUGGUGCUGAUAGAUGCUUUCAGGAUUGUUGUGAAGGCACUGCUGGAAAUCAGAUGUCUGCAGACACAGUCAAGAUGUGCAAGAGGAGAGGCUGACCCAUUGCAUUUUGAUAAAGAUAACAUUAAGAUUAAGAAGUGUCCCGAAUAUAGUUUUUGUGACCAGGAAGCCAUAGUUGUUGACUACACUGUGUCCAGAGAGCCUGUCAGCAUCCAUCUCCCCAUCUGUAGACUUCUGGCAGGGUUGUACCUCCAGCUGGGGAAGCAUGGCCUCACCUUCAACUCUCCAGAACUCUACGGACCUCUGGAUUGGACAAGUCCUCAAGCCCGAUUGUCCCGGGCAAGUGAAAUAGCCCAUCGGGCAAGCGCAUGUCCUACCCCACUAGUGCUUGCCCGAUCGCAACCCCCCAGUGCUAUGGACCUGCUGGAGCAGCCCUUGAGGACCCUAGUCAUGAUAGCACAGGUUCAUGCUGAGAUGUGGAAGAGGAAUGGGUACUCACUGUUUCACCAGGUGUACUACUACCACAAUGUCAGAUGUCGGGCUGAGAUGCAGGAUAAGGAUAUCAUCAUGCUGCAGGUUGCUUGUGCACAGAUGGAUCCCAACCAGUUCCUCAUAGCCCUUCUCAACAAGUUUGAGCUGAUGAACUGGAUUGAGGGAGACUUUGAUGACUUUAUUCGGUUAUUCUUUUAUGGUCGAAGGAGGGACGUGACGGAGAAAGGCAGCUCUGCGACAGAUGUGAGUGCAGAAAGUACUAGGGAUCUUCUGAGGUUCACCAAUAGUUUGGUGGAAGAGUUUCUCACCUUCCUGAUCAUAAUCACUGGUGAGAGGUAUGUCCCAGGUAUAGGACAGGUGAGUUCGGAGGACAUGGUGAGGAGGGAGGUUAUCCACCAGUUGUGUAUCAGCCCCAUGGCACACAGCGAACUCUCCAAGGCCCUGCCGGAAAACAAUAAUUACGAAACUGGUUUGGAAGGUGUGGUGCACUCGGUCGCUUCCUUCAAGAAACCAGGGGUGACAGGAAUGGGUCGGUAUGAGCUGAAACCAGAAUUCUACAAGGACUACAACCCAUUCUUCUACCACUACACCAGGGCUGAUCAGUCCAAGUCAGAAGAAGCUCAGUUGAAGAGGAAAAAGCAAGAAGGAGAGAGUACUGCCUGCCCUCCCCCUGAACUGCCUGCCCUGAGUAAGGAGUUCAGCAGCCUGGUCAAUGUGCUGGAGUGUGACGUGUUUGUCCACACCAUCCGGAUGGUCCUCCGAAGGGUCAACUCCUCCAGGUCCAGGUCAUGGACGGAAGCCAUGGUGCACAGGGCUCUUCAUCUAGUCGGCAUGGCUCUGAAUGAAGAGAAGAGACUUUACCAGACCAGCCCCUACAUCCGCUUCAACUUUGUCAAGAAAGCUACAGAAGGGGGCUCUAAUAGCCUGUACUCAGCUCUUCAUGACUUGUUGGGAAAGCCAAGAAUCCAGAACCAUGCAGAUCUUCUUACAUGGGUGAUUGAUAGAUUUGAUGAAGUCAAGGAUCUGAAAGAUCAGAAACAAGGAGCAAGUGACGCUCAGAAGGCCAAGAAGGUCUCCAGUAAGAGUAAGACAGAUGCUGAGAGGAAGAAGAAAGCAGAGGCGGCCAGGAAGAGGAGAGAGAAGAUUCUCGCCCAGAUGUCGGACAUGCAGAAGUCCUUCAUCAGAGACAACCUGGAGCUGUUUGAGGCUACCGGGACUGAACUGUCAUCAAGUCCGUCCAUGGAGGUAGAAGGAAGUCCGAUGGUGGUGCCAAGCCAGUACCCGGUGGCGGUGGGUCCAGACAGGAGUCCGGCCACCCAUGUGACACUGACCACGUCCACCUGUAUCCUGUGUCAGGAGGACCAAGAAGUGGCGGCGGGGAACAAGUGUGUGGUGCUGGCAGCAUACGUCCAGAGGUCUACUGCCUUAUCAAAAUCCAGAGGCAAGGUGUUAGAGGACCCAGAUAAGUACGACCCCUUGCUGGUGAGUCCGGACCUGUACCAUGGUGUCCACACCAGCACCUGUGGACAUGUCAUGCAUGCAGACUGCUGGCAGAGAUUUUAUGAAGCUAUAGUUGCCAGGGAACAGAGGAGAGCCCUGCGGUUCCGUCACAUCCUGAGCUAUGAGGUUGACCGAGGGGAGUUUCUGUGUCCACUCUGCGAGACCCUCAGCAACACCGUCAUCCCAAUCCUUCCUCCGUCUGCCACCAUACAGCCUGACAGUGUGUCUGCGGACAUCAGUCUGAGCUUCAGUGAUUGGCUGGACGGGCUGAAAAAGACGGUGGAAGCGAGUCAACAGGCCAUGAUGAAGGAAGAGGAGGACAAAAUGGAGUCUUCAGAUGACAUGCCUGUGCUGUCCCCCUGCCCCCUACCCAGCAUCACCAAGAACAUGGCAGAGAUGGCUGCUCAGGGCUUCCAGCAGCUGUUUGAGUACAUGACAGAAACUGGUGCUCGAGCCCCUUACUCUGACAGUGUGAAGGAAAUGAUGAAGCUGUUUUCCAGAGCUACCUACACGAACAUGCUGCAUGACCCGCCCCUUCCUACCAAGUUUGGACUGGGGCUGGAUCCCAACGAUGAUGAUGACAGGGUUCCCAUCACAGCCUGGGGAACGUGUGCCUACACAAUACGGACACUAGAAUGGCUACUUAGGGAUCAAGGCAAACCACUGUUUGGUUCCCUUUCCUCCAGACAGGCUGACUGUAUAACAGCUCUAGUCAGGGUGGUGACUGUCAGUGGAAGUCUCUCUGAUCCACAGACUAUCAGCAAGAGCGCCCUGAGGCUGUUGUCAGCAUUACUACCCCAGGAGCCUAUGAAGAACAUCCCCUGUAUCCUGGACCUGGACAUGUUCUUUACUCUGGUGUUUCUCCAUGUGACCAUCUCCAGCCUGUACUGUGAUGAGAACACUGCUGCAGGUGGCACCAUCAGGGGGGUAGCUCUGAACGACAAACACCUGAUGCACCUGGUCACAGCUGCUCACCUGGUCCAGAUCCUGCUGGCGGCAAAUUUCACCUCUGCAGAUACACCAAUGGACACUGAGGAAACAGCAGAAGGCAGUGCCUGGGUCAAGCUCUUCAUGGCUGUCAGAAAGGAGGCAGGGGUACAGACGCCUGUGGUUCCAUCUGGAUGGCAGCUGCAGACGUACGUGCGUGAGUCUGUUCUGCCCUUCCUGCGCUGCAGUGCCCUGUUCUUCCACUGUCACACAGGAGUGCAGAGUCCUGCACAGCUACAGGAGAGUGGAGUAUCAGAGUUUGAGCCCUUGUGUCAGUACCUGGCCCUGCCUGCAGACCUGUCCAGCCUACUGCUACAAAACAGUGGUGCGGAUGUAGGCCAUUCAGUCCCACAUACCAUACACAGUAAAUGGUGCCGCUACCCUGGUAUCAAGGAGAGCCUUGCCUCAGGACCUGCCAGUCUGGUCAAAUACCCUGUUGAGGUGAACAGACUGGUUCCCCUGCCACACGACUACAGUGAUGUCAUCAACAGAGGAUCCGUCUUCACCUGCCCCAUGUCUGAUGGUGAUGACAGCCGUGCCCCCACCAUGUGUCUGGUGUGCGAACAGAUGCUGUGUUCCCAGUCCUACUGCUGCCAGACAGACCUGGAAGGGGACCUGUGGGGGCCUGCACCGCACACUUCUACACCUGUGGCGCACGUGGGUGUACAUGUGGGGUGGGGAUAUUCCUCAGGUGGGUGUACAUGUGGGGCUGGGGUGGGGAUAUUCCUCAGGUGGGUACACAUGUGGGGCUGGGGUGGGUACACAUGUGGGGCUGGGGUGGGGAUAUUCCUCAGGGUGAGGGAAUGCCAAAUCCUCCUACUAACUGGAAAGACGAAAGGCUGUUUCUACCCUUCACCUUAUCUGGAUGACUAUGGGGAGCAUGACCAGGGACUAAGACGAGGGAACCCCCUGUACCUGUGCCAGGAGAGAUACAGGAAGCUGCAGAAGCUGUGGCUGUCCCACUCCAUCCCCGAGGAGGUGGUUCACUUCAUGGAGGCCAACGCCAGCUUUGCUACCAUUGAGUGGCAGCAUCUAUGAUCCCAGCUUCUGUCACAAGUCUUUGUAAAGCCCCUGUCACAUGGCAGGGAAAUCAAAUCAGCGGAGUCUGCACUUUUUUGCAACCAAUGUUUGCAGGUCACAGAGCCCCAUCCACUGUGAUGGUGUAGGUAAAAGAAUAUGCUGGAGUGUCUGAUGAUUUUUUUUAAUUUGGCGAGAUUUUGGCAAUUUACAAAUAUGGCGGAAUCUUGUCAUCUGCGUGACAGGGUCUUCAACUUUAAGCCGGCAUCACCGGCAUGACCUUCGACCGCAUUUUUUCAUCCCCAGAACGUCACUGAAUUUCACAAGCAUCAGGGAGCUGAGUGUUUUCUUUUGCUUGACAAUCUACUCUGUUAUAUUUGACAGGGUUUCUUGACCUGCAACAUAGGCCAGUCGCUACAAAUAGUAACCUAUUUUGCACAUUUCUGGCCAAAAAUGUCCUUUUGCAGACUUGUUGAGCAAGCUGUUUUCCUACUGGGUGAUGCUGGCUUUAUAAGACAUCAUACUUUCUCAUUUCUGUCCAGGGAAAGUGAUUCAUGCCUAUGAUUGCACUACAUACACACUACUAUGUAGAUGUCAAUGUCAUUGCAAUUUGAAUUCUGGUGAUUUUAGGUGAAAGCUUUGCUUUGUUUUCUUUCAUUUUGGCGAUUUCAUUAUUUCUGCUUACUUGUGGCUCUGCCCUAAAUUUUUGUUCUCCUUGUCUCUCCUCUAAAAAUAUAGAAUGAGACAUUACCUGUAGGCGUCAGGUAUCCUCUCUAGAGGUUUGAGUGAGCAGUACACAAAACAUUCUAUUCCAUGGGUUUAAUGUUUCCUUACUAAUUACUGAGUGUAAUUCUAGUGGCAUCUAAACAUCGGGUCACUCCUCAAUGGCACAAGGCUGACUUCAUGUCAUGAGAAGGUUACACCUAUUAUGUCCGUGUGGCCAAACAUGCCCUGUGGAUGAAGGAUGCAGGAGUAUCGAUGUGUAACCUCUGUGUACAAUGUGUUCAUGUAUGAAUUAUUUAUUCAGGAAGAUGUGCAUUGUCAACAGCUUCCAGUUGGGAUAAAAUUUGUCAUGGCCAGUUACAAGGCAGGUUAUUGUAAAAGAAAAUCUUAUCCUAUCAAGACAAGAUACUGCUGGCUCAAGGAAAAGACAAGAAAGAAUGAUUUUAGAAAAGAGGAAUGGGUUUGGAGCUUGUAGAUUCUUGGUGGAUAGAAUGCACAUGUUAAAUGCAACUCUUUAGAGACAGGGAUGGAACUUUAAUGCCUUCCAACCCAAAUGCAAGAUAUGAUAUUGACAUGUAUGGUAGGAAAGAUGUGUUUUUGUUUAAUUUUACACAAAACAUAACAUUUGUCAUGUACAGUCCCUUAUGCUGUCAGCUGGCUCAUGCAUAAAUGUAAAUAAUCAUGUAUAGAUGAAGCUUUAUGCUAAGGACUAACCUGUGUAUGCAUGUGAAUCUUGUGUAAGAGGUUUUCCAUCAAGCUAUGCAUAGAUUGUAAUAUAAGAUUUACCAAUACAAAAGAGUUGCUGUGCAUGGACAAUUAAAACAUUGAAUAUUCUAACACAAAGACUUCAGGAAUUUGAUUUCAUUUGAUCAUAUCUCCAUAAGUGCUAUCAGAUGUAUUGUAUUGUAUGUCAUUGGAAGCAUGUUUAUUACCCUUUACAAUAGUACCCCAUUUGUUGUCAUUGUACAUUCUUGGGUUGAAUACCAGGGCUAAAGGUUGCAAAUAAAAAUUGCUGGAAUUUUACUCUACCAUGUCUGUUAUCUUUUAAUUAUUAGCAUAAUAUAUUAUUGGAAAGCUUGUAUAUUUCCCUGUAAAAGGAUACCUUGUUUGUUAUGAUCAGGCUUUUGUGCAAUGAAUACUAUGAUGGUUUGCAUAGUGGGUUGUACCCCCAAGUGCUGAAAUUCCCCUGCCAAUUCCAGACAUUGUGUUAGUAGGGAAACUGUUUUGUGAAGUUCUCUGUUAGCUCUGGUGUUUGACAUUUGAAUGUAGGAUCAUGACAAGUAUGGUAUCAUUCUAAAGGGUAGUAGUUAAGCUUUCCAUCGACAUGUGUAUGUAAUACUAUACGAUUGAUAAGGUAAUAAAGGAGAUAUGAUUGUUGAAAGUCAGUUUCUGUGCUUUUUUAUGCUCAGUGUAUUACAGCUGGUGUUGAAGGGAAUGAGACAUGCGUGGGUCUUUGUUUUCAUUCAUUCAACUUAUUAAAUCACUUUGUUGACAUACUCUG
Molecule: messenger RNA, 7898 nt
Organism: Branchiostoma floridae (Florida lancelet)
Lineage: Eukaryota; Metazoa; Chordata; Leptocardii; Amphioxiformes; Branchiostomatidae
Product: E3 ubiquitin-protein ligase UBR2-like
Biological process (GO): protein ubiquitination; ubiquitin-dependent protein catabolic process via the N-end rule pathway
Cellular component (GO): cytoplasm; ubiquitin ligase complex
Molecular function (GO): zinc ion binding; ubiquitin protein ligase activity
Source: RefSeq, a predicted model, not a curated record